AUGGAGAACGCACAGCUAAUUGGCCUUUCCAGGCAGACCGCCCUGCGGAAUCAGCUGAAUGUCAUCGCCAACAACAUGGCGAACAUCAACACAUCGGGUUUCAAGUCGCAAAACCUGCUGUUUGAGGAAUAUAUGAUGCCGGUGGCCGAGGCGACCGAGUUCGAGACACCGGAUGAAACACUGUCCUAUGUUCUCGAUUAUUCCUCGCACACCGAUUUUGCCAAUGGCAGUUUCAAGCUUACCGGCAACGAACUCGACAUCGCUCUUGAGGGCGAAGGGUUUUUUGUGGUGCAAAUGCCGGACGGCGGUGAAGCCUUUACACGCAACGGCGCUUUUCACCUGGACGCGGACGGACAGCUUGUAACCUCCGAGGGCCGACCGGUCAUGACAUCCGCCGGUCCCCUAACCUUCACCAACGAAGACGGCAUCAUCGAAAUCGCCGAGGAUGGCACCAUUGCCACCGAACUUGGCGUUCGCGGUCAGAUCCGGGUCGCUUCGUUUGAAAAUGUGCAGGAUUUGGAAAAGCUCUCCGAAACCAUUUUUGCAGGCGAAAAUCCAGGCGUUCCGGCGGCGACCAAGGUCGUGCAGGGAGCGCUGGAACAAUCGAACGUGGAUGGCGUCUUUGAAGUCACGCGCCUGAUCGAAGUCACCCGAUCAUACGAAGCGGUAUCGAAGAUGCUGAAAGACAUCGAUGAGCUGAGCCGGCAGGCCAUCUCGACGCUCGGAAGAGUUCAAGCCUGA
Messenger RNA from Effrenium voratum, 741 nucleotides. The record is from the annotation of a GenBank genome assembly. NCBI's taxonomy places the organism in Eukaryota, Dinophyceae, Suessiales, Symbiodiniaceae.